Molecule: messenger RNA, 2223 nt
Organism: Centropristis striata (black sea bass)
Lineage: Eukaryota; Metazoa; Chordata; Actinopteri; Perciformes; Serranidae
Exons: 12
Coding region: 149-2146 (665 amino acids)
Cellular component (GO): nuclear envelope
Molecular function (GO): nuclear export signal receptor activity; zinc ion binding
Source: RefSeq, a predicted model, not a curated record
CAUGAUAGUCUCGAUUGGAUCGACCACGGACCUAAUUGUUACCCCAACAGAUUCGGAAUCUUUGGUCGCACGUAAUGACGUAGGCACGUAAGUUUCCUGUUAGUGUUUAACGGCACAGACACUUGACAGUUUGAAGGUGUUAAUAGAGAUGGAGAAUAGUGACGGCGAGGACACAGGUGAAUCAGAGCCUGCACUCCGUACACAGCCUCUGUGUCGCUUCUUCUCUCAAGGAAGACACUGCAAUUUUGGGAAGAAAUGCAGAUUCCUACAUGUAAGAGAUGAUACCAAAGCUAAUGAGAAGAGAGUUAUCAGGACCCCCAUCCAGUCCGAUGUCACCACUCCAAAUUCAGAGGUCCCUAGAGGAGAUGUGGAGCACAAGCCUCCUCCUGCUGGUAACUCAAGGGUUGCCCCAGCAGCUAGCCGCCGCCCCUGUCGAUACUUUAUCUCAGGCCACUGCACCAUGGAAGACAGAUGUCGCUUCUGGCAUCCACCACAGUUACCCCCAGUGAAUGACCAGCCUAAUCAUGGCAAUUACCCAAGACCUGUGCAGAGGAUGCCACCAGCACCCCGUCCUGGCAUCCCCCAGGAGGUAAAGCUGUGUGACCUGACAGAGGAUGUCGCCGAACAGCUACGAGACACAGAGAUUAAGCAGCUGAAGAAGCGUUUUUCCAAAGACCAGCUCAUUAUUCAGGAACGGAGUGAUGGCAAAGUUACUUAUUACAGGGCGACUGUUGGGGCCACUGAUCCAGACUGGCCUUUUGAUCUGAAAGAAGUUGACAUCAUGGUGAGCUUCCCAGACACUUACCCCCAAGAGAUUUUCACAUUGGACAUACCGUUGGACCAGGAGCUGCCCCCAGUAAUGGCAAGACAUGUACAGCAAGCGUCAUUGGAGUGGCUUCAAGCCAAACAUGCAACCAAUCAGCUUCGGGGAAAGGUAGAGCUGCUCUUUCGGCCUUUUCUUCGCUGGCUAGAUCGUAGUUUGGAGAGACUGUUCACUGAAGGAGCCCGGCAGUUAAAAAAAGACGUUGAUUUAGAAAAAGCUGGCCUGCAGUUUAUAUCGUACCAAGAGCUCCAGGCAACAGUGUAUGAAAAAUCUGGGGAAAAUAAUUCAUCUGACACCGCUGCUGCAGAUGAGGAUGUUGGUGAUGGAGGAAAACUGGAAACGACAGAAGGGGAGGGGACAAUGGAGGGAGAGAAGUUAGUGCAGCAGGAGGGUUCAGAUUUUGAUGAAGGGGAGCAGCAGGAAGAGGAAGCCAGCCAUCUGGUGGAGAACAUUAAGAUCAGUGAUCCCCGCAGAGGCACAGAGAUGAAGCUGUUGGGACUGAGGCUGGGAGAGAACACAGCCACCGUAGUGGCCCAACAAAUCACUGUUUGUCUUCAAUGUAACAGGUGCAAGGUAACUGCAGACCUGACACUGACUGGAAAAACACCCUGCACAGCUCAGUGUGAGAAGUGCAGUGCAAGCAUCAAUGCUGCGUUCAGGCCCUGCAUGCUGCAUCAUUACAGUGAUGUCUUGGGAUACUUGGACCUUCACAAUGCUGCACCUUCUGACCUUGUGCUUCAGGACUGUGAUCUCAUUGUUGGCUGCCUCAGCUGCUCCCAGGACGGCCCCACGCAGAACGUUUCUUACGGUCAAACAAAGGAAUUUAAUUGCGAACACUGCCACAGCAAACUCAGUAUUCUGGCUGAGAGCACAAGAUUCCAGUAUAUUCAGCCACGCACCAACAAAACAGGUCCAAGCGCUGGUGCUGUUAAUUAUAAGACGAUAAGAGAUCCUGCUGUGCAAAAGGGGAAGCCACUGCCAGAAAAAGGAGUAUGCAAACAUUACAAACAGAGCCAUCGCUGGCUAAGGUUUCCCUGCUGCGGCCGGGCUUACCCCUGUGAUGGCUGCCAUGAUGAGGACCAGGACCACCCCAUGGAACUGGCCACCAGGAUGAUCUGUGGCUAUUGUGCCAAAGAGCAGCCAUACGGCAAUGGAAAGCCUUGCAUCAGCUGUGGAAGCAUGAUGACGAGAGGUGCACGCACCAGCCACUGGGAGGGAGGACUGGGAUGCAGAAGCAAAGUCAAAAUGUGCAGAAACGAUCGACAGAAAUAUGCCAACACCAACAAAACAAUUUCAAGGAAGGCUGGCGCUGUAAAGAAGUAGUUGGUGAAGAAAACACCCUAUUGAUACAUGAUUUCAAUGAAAUUUUUUGCACAUUUCACUAAUAAAUCAUGUUGUUA